Radiomyces spectabilis is the source of this 2136-nucleotide messenger RNA. RefSeq names its product Sodium/calcium exchanger protein-domain-containing protein. The transcript is spliced from 11 exons. The record is from RefSeq and is a predicted model, not a curated record. Gene Ontology annotation, biological process: monoatomic cation transport; intracellular calcium ion homeostasis; transmembrane transport. The coding region runs from base 1 to 2136 and encodes 711 amino acids. Gene Ontology annotation, molecular function: monoatomic cation transmembrane transporter activity. Gene Ontology annotation, cellular component: membrane. Lineage: Eukaryota; Fungi; Mucoromycota; Mucoromycetes; Mucorales; Radiomycetaceae.
AUGUCGAUAGGACGUACGACACUCCUUUUGGUUUCCGUAUUCGCAUUUCUUAAGUUAUUGUCCUUUUCAUGGGAGAGCGCUCAUAAAUCACAUGGUUCGUCAUUACUCGUAAAACGCACUGAAUUAGCCUCGUCACUAUCCGAAAGAGAGUGCGAUAAUGUAUAUCAGUAUGACGAUCAGUGUGCCUAUGUCAUGCAGCAUUGCUCUGACGCCGUCCCGGGAUUGAUCAACUAUAUCCAAAUCUAUUUCUGUGCAUCUCCAAUUGGAAGGUCUUUUCUCUUUGUCAUUUUUUGCGCAUGGUUGUUAUUCCUAUUUGGCUUUGUCGGGAUUGCCGCAUCCGAUUUUUUCUGUCCGAACUUACAGACGAUUGCCACUGCCUUGCAUCUUUCCGAAAGCUUAACUGGCGUGACCUUUCUUGCGUUAGGCAACGGGUCGCCCGACUUGUUUUCAACCUUUAGUGCCAUGCAAUCCAAUAUGGGUUCGUUAGCCCUAGGCGAGUUGAUCGGUGCCGCAGCGUUUAUUGUCAGUGUGGUUGCAGGAUGCAUGUGUGCGAACAAACCAUUCAGGGCGAAAAAAUUUGGCUUUCUGCGCGAUGUUUCUUUUUUCACUUUGGCGAUCGUGCUAGUGAUGAUCAUUGUGGCCGAUGGCUUGAUCCAUUUAUAUGAAUCCAUCCUAUUGAUCGUCUUUUAUCUCGUAUACGUAUCGACCGUAGUUGCUGGCAAUUACUACAUGAAGCGUCGAUCGGCUUAUCAAAACCUCGUUCAGCGUGCACGGUUGGAAUAUGAAGAAACAGGAAACGACAUCGAUGAUCUUAUCUUGCGAGGUCACGCGUUUGAAGGUAGCAAGGAUGAAAUGGAAUUAUAUGACGAAGGAUUCGAGGUAGAAGGAUACCAAAGCGAUUAUCGACAGCAUCGAAAUCCGUUGCAUCCAAAGCUACGCAUCCGCACGUCGCUGUUUUCAGCUAUAGAAUUCCAAGAUGUUGUUCACUCAUUGCAAAAUGCUAUCCCUGGAUAUCAUCACAUACGUAACAUUCGACGACGACGGGAGAGUAUGUUGCGAGGAGCACGACGAGCCUCUAAUACCGUGCCUCUGACACAGCGGCAGCCAGCCGAAACGUCAAACGCCGAUGACCCGGAUGCCGUCUCUCCUGACAGCCCUGGAUUAUCUCCAACGCCGACCAAUGAGCUGCAGAACGAAUUGACCCCGAGGCAAAGGUUUUACCAAGACGUUCGUCGUCACCUAUUCCCCUCUCUUUGGAAUUUCCGACGGAAACCGCUCUUUAGCAAGAUCAGCUCGCUGAUUUCCGCCCCCGUACUGUUCCUUUUAGUGAUUACUCUACCUGUCGUUAAGGAAGAUGCUUUGGAAAGUAAAAACGGCAUUCAGCUCGAUGAUGAUGCGCUCGCUAUGCUUGAGGACCCCGUAGAAGAGGAAACCGGCGCCAUGGCGUUUGGCGAUGCCGAUGAAGAACUGCCUUCUUGGUGCCGAUGGCUCACUGCCACUCACCUUUUGUGUUCACCCAUCUUUGUGGCGGUUGUCCUAUCGAUGACAGGGAUCGCGCGUCCCGUCAUUAUCCUACCUAUUGUAGUGGCGGUGAGUGGUUUGACAUCGGCGGCUUUUCUGUUCACUACGUCCGAUCAUAUGCGACCUCGACUCUAUUGGAUGAUGUGCUUUGUCGGUUUCGUUAUUGCAGUCGUAUGGAUUUACGUUAUCGCCAAUGAAGUCGUCGGCGUAUUACAGGUGAUUGGCAUGGCCAUAGGCGUGAGUGAUGCAAUUUUAGGUCUCACGGUUUUCGCCAUGGGAAACAGCCUGGGCGAUUUCGUCGCCAAUGUGACCAUGGCGAAGCUGGGCUUUCCGCUCAUGGCAAUGAGUGCUUGCUUUGGUGGACCCAUGUUGAAUAUUAUGCUCGGUGUAGGCCUUGGGGCUACAUAUGUUACACUACAGCGCGAAGAACCUUAUGCCAUUGAAGUUUCGUCUACCAUCCUUGUUUCGGCCAUCGGCCUGCUCAUUGUGCUUGUAUCUUCCCUUAUCUUGGUGCCGCUGAACGGUUUCCGAAUGUCUCGAAAGUUCGGUUACGCCUGGAUUGGCAUUUAUUUGAUCUGUACAGUCAUUAACCUAUACCUUGAAAUCAGUCAUUGA